Lactuca virosa is the source of this 2877-nucleotide messenger RNA. The record is from the annotation of a GenBank genome assembly. NCBI's taxonomy places the organism in Eukaryota, Viridiplantae, Streptophyta, Magnoliopsida, Asterales, Asteraceae.
AUAGCGAAGCACAAAACGCCCAAUGAUACUCUCAUCCUCUUCCCUUAUCACUUCAGCCAUUACUCCACCACAAAACCAUCAAUCUCUGAAUCUUCUUUCAAAAUGCAAGAACAUGGAAGAAUUCAAACAAAUUCAUGCUCAAAUGAUAAAAAACGGCCUCCACAAGUCCCAGUUUGCCUUAAGCAAGAUUCUCCAUUUUUGUGCUAUCAACAGUUAUGGCGACCUUUCAUACGCCCUUUCAGUAUUUGACACCAUUGAAGAACAGCCUGAUCCGAUCAUAUGGAACACAAUUAUCCGAGAAUCGACGGGAUAAACGAAGGGAAACAGAUUCAUGGACAUGUUUUGAAGCUUGGACUUGUUUACGAUGUGUUCAUUCACACCUCUUUGAUUAAUUUCUAUUCUCAAAGUGGAGAAUUGGACGAUGCAAGAUUAGUGUUCGAUAAAAGUCCUCUGAGAGACCCUGUUUCCUUCACAGCGUUAAUCACAGGGUGCAUAACUCGAGAGCGUUUCAAAGACGCUCGUAAACUGUUCGAUGAAAUGCCUCUUAGAGAUGUAGUGUCAUGGAACUCUAUCAUAGCUGGUCAUACUAAAAUCCAACGCUUCCAAGAGGCAAUAGAUCUAUUCAAAGAGAUGCAAAUCGCCAAAAUCAAACCCAAUGAGAGCACACUAGUGACAGUUCUUUCUGCUUGUGCUCAAUCAGGUUGUCUUACAACAGGUGAACACAUCAAAACUUUGAUCAUACACAAUAAACUUGAUUCAAACCUACGCAUUGUGAAUGCCCUAAUCGAUAUGUACUCAAAAUGCAAUGAGCUACACAAAGCUAGAAGCUUAUUUGAUAGCAUAAACAAUAAGAAUAUAAUCACAUGGAAUGUUAUGAUAGGUGGGUAUGCACAUACACACCAUUAUAAAGAAUCCAUGGACCUCUUUAGAAUCAUGUUACAAUCAAACCAUAAACCUAAUGAAGUCACAUUGUUGACAAUUCUUCCCACUUGUGCUCACAUGGGUGCACUUGAUCUUGGCAAAUGGAUCCAUGCUUAUAUCAACAAGAACAUUCCAGAAUCUUCUAACCCUUCUCUUUCCACUAGUCUAAUCGAUAUGUAUGCUAAAUGUGGAGACAUUGAAGCUGCAAAAUCAGUCUUUGAGAGUUUAAAACACAAAAGUUUAGCUUCAUGGAACGCGAUGAUUUCAGGGUUAGCCAUGCAUAGACAAGCCCACAAAGCCAUUGAACUUUUCAAGAAAAUGGUAAAUGACGGUUUCGCCCCCGAUGACAUAACCUUUGUUGGUGUUCUAUCAGCAUGUAGCCAUGGCGGAUUAGUCAACUCAGGUAGAGCUGGUUUGUUUGAAGAAGCCAUGGAUAUGAUCAAGAAAAUGGAAGUGAACCCAGAUGGUGCAAUAUGGGGUUCACUUCUCGGGGCGUGUACAUUUUACCAAAAUACCCUUUUGGGUGAAUUCUUUUUCAAGAAAGUUGUAGAAUUGGACCCCGAAAGCUCGGGUGCUCAUGUGAUGUUAUCAAAUCUUUAUGCUGCAAAUGGACAAUGGGAUGAUGUGGCAAGAAUAAGAACUAAAUUUAAAGAUGAUGGAUCAAAGAAAAUUCCUGGGUGUACUUCGAUUGAAAUAGAUGGUGUUGUUCAUGAGUUUCUUGCAAGUGAUAGAACACAUCCCAUGUGUGAUCAAAUCUAUGCAAUGCUGGAGGAAACUAAUCGGGUUCUUGAAAAGAGUGGGUAUGUUUUGGAUACAUCUUUAGUGCUUUAUGAUAUGGAUGAUGAAUGGAAGGAAGGGCAAUUAUGUCAACAUAGUGAGAGAUUAGCGAUUGCUUUUGGGUUGAUUGGUACUAAGCCAGGGACAACGAUUAGGAUAAUGAAGAAUUUGCGUGUUUGUAGUAAUUGUCAUUCUGCUACCAAGUUGAUUUCCAAGAUUUUUGAGAGGGAGAUUAUUGCUAGGGAUAGGAAUAGAUUUCAUCAUUUCAAAAAUGGGAUUUGUUCUUGUAUGGAUCAAUGGGACAUCACUGCUGUAGAGAUAACCAUGCCAAAGAAGAGACGAGAUCACUCAGCGUCCACCGAUAAGUCCCGGCGUUCUCCAUACAAAUGCAACACCAAAAACCCAUCAGCAAAAGAUCAAAAUCUAAAAGAAUGGGAAGAAGCUCGAUGCCCUGUAUGUAUGGAACACCCUCACAACGCCAUCCUUCUCUUAUGCUCUUCACACAACAACAAUUGUCGCCCUUACAUGUGUGACACAAGCCGCCGCCACUCCAAUUGCUUCAACCAGUUCCGCAAGUCCUUUGUAACUCCGGCCACCACCGUGGAACCACCGUCCACCGCCACAGUCCAGGAGUCAAAACUGGUAUGUCCGCUCUGUCGGGGACAGGUAAAAGGGUGGGUGGUGGUGGAAGCCGCCCGUGAAUUCAUGAACACGAAAUCAAGAAGCUGCUCAAGUGGAACGUGUGAGUUUUCCGGGACGUAUUCGGAUCUAAGGAGGCACGCGAGGGUGGUGCACCCUCUGGUAAGACCAUCGGAGGCGGAUCCUGGGCGGCAGCAGGACUGGCGGCGGCUGGAAAGCGAGAGGAAUCUUGGGGAUUUGUUGAGUAUACUUGAAUCAUCAAUGGAAUCUUGGGGAUUUUCUAUGACUACAAUUUUAAGACCGGGAAACGGUUCAGGCGUGGUUGAGUUCUUAGGGUUUUGUAUCUUCUUGAGUGAUUUGUUAUUGAGAGUAGAAUAUAUAGCAUUCUUCGUUGAAUCAAAGGAGAUCAGUGCUGUAGAGAUAACAAUGCCAAAGGUGAGACGAGACAACUCGGUGUCCACCGAUAAGUCCCGGCAUUCUCCAUACAAAUGCAACACAAAACCAGUCAUUCAAAGCGAUCAGAAAAAGAUCAAAAUCUGA